Salmo salar (Atlantic salmon) is the source of this 4716-nucleotide messenger RNA. Lineage: Eukaryota; Metazoa; Chordata; Actinopteri; Salmoniformes; Salmonidae. The record is from RefSeq and is a predicted model, not a curated record.
CAGACAGACAGACAGACAGACAGACAGACAGACAGACAGACAGACAGACAGACAGACAGACAGACAGACAGACAGACAGACCCCUGCCAACCCACCACAGAACAGACAUACUCACACCAACCCUAAAACACUCUCCCCCGUGCAGUGUGGUUGUACCAGAAAAACUGGACGGAGACAAAAACAUGGAUGCAGAGAAAACAGAAGAAUGAAGAGGGAAGCAGAAGAAGAAAGAAGGAAAAGAAAGACGACUUAAUAGAAUAAUAUAUACUAUGAGGAGAACAGAAAACAGAGUGAAAGGAUACAAAGAAGGAGAGCUGAGAUCCAGUACUAAGACAGUACAGGACGGUGUAGAAGUGUGACUGUCGUGCUGCAGAAUGGGAAAUUCUUCAUCCCCAGGCAUGUCAACUCUAUCUCCGUGCAUACUGUAGUUCCUGCAGGUCGGGAGAGAAGAAAGGGUCACAUGAUCUCCUCUGGGGAUGCAGAGUUCCCGCGUGAGUACCACACCCUGGGCCACGGCGGCACGCGCCGUUUCCCUCACAACAACAACAACAACGGGGGGCUGGUGCCAACCUCUGGGAACCGCCAACGCCACAACGCCAUCGCUGCCAAGAGCCUGGAGGCCCUUACGAACCUUCACAAGGCUGACAUAAAGCGCCAGCACGAAGCCUUUAUGGACCUCCAGAAAAAUCAGAAGUACCCGGCCAGCCCCUGUAUGUCUCAGGGCCAGAGAUCACCUAACUGUGGCCGCCAACAGCAGCAACAGCCAAACUACUGGAGCUUCAAGGCCCGUACCCCCCGUGUGAUCCGACGCAACCCCGACCAGCCGGCUCUAGCCGACCAGGCCAGCAGGGUGUCCUUUGCCUCGGCUGAGAGUCUAGAAACCAUGUCUGAGGCCGACGUUCCCCUCGGGUUCAACCGCAUGAACCGCCUCCGCCAGAGCCUGCCGCUGGCACGCUCAUCCAGCCAGGCCAAGCUCCGUGCGCCAGGCAUUCUCUUCCUCCAGCUGGGCGAGGAGACGAGGCGGGUGCACCUGACCCACGAGCUGACCAGCCUGGAGACCCUGAGAGCCCUCAUUGUCCACAUGUUUCCCCAGAGGCUCACCAUGGCAAUGCUAAGGUGCCCCAGCACGGCCCUGCUGAUUAAGGAUGAGGCCCGUAACGUAUUCUAUGAGCUGGAGGACCCACGAGACGUCCAGGACCGCUGUGUCAUCAAGAUCUACUGUAAGGAGCCUGUCUACGGCACCUACCCCGGACACCACAACCCACAUCUGGCCAACGGAGACCUCCGGAGGGAGAUGGUGUACACGCCCCAGCAGGAUUCUCCAUCCAACCGUCGCCUCAGCAAUGCCCCCGCCUCCUCCUCCGCCUCAACCCCCUCCAGCUCCCCGUCCCGCGUCCGUCUUCUCUACAGUGGCGGUGGCCGUCCAUCCUCCUAUGCCGGGCAACCUCACCUCCAGCACCACCCCCACACCCACUCCCUCCCCCACCCCCACCCUCACCACCUCUCGCCCGGGGGCCAGAUUGCGGCCCACCACCUGCAGCAGCAUCACCCCCAGCAACUCCAGCCCCAGCACCACCAUCUCCAGCACCAUGCCCAGGCUAGCUUCUCCCCCAGUGCCAUCCUGGAGCGGAGGGACGUGAAGCCCGAUGAGGAGGUCCACGGUAGUGGCUCCAGAAGCAUGGUGCUCCUGCGGGGCGAUGGAGGGGGGAUCUAUGCCGACCCCUAUUCCCUGGGCCAGGAAGGGGGUCGGCUUAGUCUGGCUGGCCCCCACUCCCCCCUACCCCCGAGGGGGGAUCCCUAUGGCUCUCUCUACCGGCGAGGAGGAGGUGGUGGUGGAGGGUUGGGACCCGGCUCCGUGCGCUCCCUCACUUCCUACUCGGCGGCGGCUCUGCAGGGAGAGCUGAUGGACAGCGGCAUCCUAUACAGGCCUGGAGGCCCGCUGUAUAAUGAUGCUGCCUACGCCGCGUCCAUGUUGGCCAUGGGUUUCCGGGUGCCACCCCCCUCGUCCCCGCAGAAGAUCCCUGACAUGAGGGACUCGUAUUCGGGCACCAUGCCCGGCCGGGGCUCCCCUGGGAGGCAGACCCUGCGGAGGGACUCGGUGUCCUCCUCCGUGUUUGGGGAAAGUGCCAAAGCUAGGUGUCAGGGGUCAGGGUUGGGGUCAGAUCAGCUGUGUCUGAUGGCUGGACCUGGAGGGGAGGGCGGUGGUUUCAGUUCAGCACCAGGUUUUAGUUCACCUCUACCAGGCAACGAGACCGAGACCAGGGGGCGCAUGGAGGUCAUGGAGAAACAGAUAGCCAGCCUGACUGGUCUACUGCAGACUGUUCUGACCAGGGGACCAGAGGCAGAUAGCCCGGAUAAGAUUGAGACGUCCAGUGACUGCUCGGGAACAGACACUGGACGGUUAAAAAAAAAGAAAGCUCUGACGCCAUCGGCUCCGUUGGCCCUGAUGCCGCCCCCGCCCACAGGGUCCGCCCAGUCACUGACGGUGUCGCGGCUGCAGAUGCAGAACCACCUGCAUGGCCUGCAGCAGAACACCAGCAAGCUGCGCAUACAGCUGUCCCAGCUGCGCGACAUCCAGUUGGAGAACCAGGACUCGGUGCAGUCCCUGCUGAGGCAGACGGAGUCGGAGCUGAGCCUGAUGAUGCUGGAUGCCAUGCGGACCCAGGAGGACCCUCUGCAGAGGCAGCGUCUCUUAGUGGAGGAGGAGAGACUCAAGUACCUCAACCAGGAAGAGCUGCUCAUCCAGCAGCUGCAUGAUCUGGAGAAGUCAGUGGAGGAACUCCAGAGGAACUCGUCAGUCAACCAUGGCCUGGUAACAGAGCAGGACGUGGAGCAGAAGAGCCUGGAGCUCAGGUCUUUGGGAGAGACCCUCACAGAGCUCAAGAACCAGUUCCCCAGUCUGCAGAGUAAGAUGCGGGUGGUGUUGAGGGUGGAGGUGGAGGCUGUCAAGUUUCUGAAGGAGGAACCACACAGACUGGACACACUGCUGAAACGCUGUAACACUAUGACCGAUACACUGACCACACUACGAAGUGUAUUGUAUACCACCUGUACGUACAGAAAAGUGACCGAGGGCCUGUGGAAGGGCCAGGAUGACAUCUGCAGCCAGUCAGCCAAGCGAACUGAGGACACAGGAAAGAACUCGGACCUCGACAUCCUGACCAGUCCACCGCUCAGCCUCAAUGACCUGGGUGGCAGUGCCAGCCUUGCCAACUGGAUGCCCAUAUCAGGCAGUGACCCGGACACCUCGGGACCUGAGCAGGAUCCCCACCCUACAGCCAGCUACAGAAGCCGGGUCCUGGAUGAGCUGCCGAGCCGCCGCGGUGCUGACAAAUCAGUGUCCGUGGAGGUCAGACUGGCUGCAGAGCGGGACUGGGAGGAGAAGCGGGCCAGUCUGACCCAGUUCAGUGCCCAGGACAUCAACCGUCUGCUGGAGGAGACACAAGCUGAGCUGAUGAAGGCCAUCCCAGACCUGGACUUCGCUGCCAGGCAGAUCAACAAGCCCGUGGUGCCCCCCAAACCUCACCCCAAACCUCAGUUUACCACCCCUGUCACUACCUCCACCAGCGCCUUCACCACCUCUAGUACCCUCACUACUACCAGUACUGAGCACCAGCCCAACAAGGUCCAGAUCACUGCCUUGAAGCUGGAGGGGGGCUCACGUCGCGGAUCUGCGGAGAUGACCGUAACCAGGUAUCGCACUGAGAAACCCUCUAAGUCGCCGCCUCCACCCCCUCCUCGCCGCAGUUUCCCAUCAGCCCAUGGGCUCACCACCAAUCGCACUGGAGAAGUGACCGUCACCACCAAGAAGAAGCUGGAGCCAGAAGACGGAGAGGCCCCGAAGACUCUGGUCAAGCUGAGAAGGACACCGUCUGACGCCCCUCGCCCUGCCUCCACUCCCCCCGUCAUCGCCGCCUCAGCGAUUAAAGAUGAAGACCACGACGAGCGGAUCAUUGCUGAACUAGAGAAUGCCAGCAACUCACCAGGGGCAUCCAAAGGACCUCAGUCGACUGUAGCGGCCAGACUGAAGCACCUCCAGCAGGGCAGCCUGGAGAGGCCCAAGACCAGGAAGCAGAGAGAGGACUUCCCCAAGAUCCAGGGCCAACAGCAGGUAUUCCACUUCUAGAUGGGCCCUCCUCAGAGGAGUUUUCCUCCUCAGAACAGCUCUGGUGGCGUCCUGUGACAUUGACAACUACCCCCUCUCACAGCUGUCUGGGGCAACUACUGGGCUAUUUCAAGACUAUACUGGGAUACAAUAUGUUAUCAGUGAUGAAAAAAGGGGUGGGCUCAUCUGAAAUGUUUUGACUUUGAGCUGUGCCAAGUGGUUGGAUUCUAAGUGGAUUGUGUACAGAGCGUGCUCUUUCCCUUUGGCUAACAUUGAUGUUUUUGAGGAGACUAAGGUGGUGGGGAUAUUGUACCCUAAAUGAGCUGAGUGACAGCUAAAACUGUACUCCUUGAUAAUGCCACGGAAUAGUUUUACAUCUCAAUGUUGAACAGUGUUAAUUUUGUCAGCUAUUUUAGAUGUAGUUUUCAUCUUAGUCUUUUGACUAAAAUACCUUUUAGUCUUAGUCCCAUUUUAGUUAUUUCAUCCUUCGUAGUUUUAGUUAUUAACAGUCGACAGAAACUCUGGACAUUUUUUGUCUAGUUUUAGUCACUGUCAUUUUAGUUACAUUUUAAUCUGUGAUUUUUGUUUCUCCAUUAAAUCAUUAACAUUUA